GGCUGCCACCGGUUCCGUCUACUUCCGGUGACUGCAAGGACUAGUGUCGCAGAUUCGACAGAAAUGUGUACGAGCUUAAAGUAAAAUAACGCUUUAAACCUUAACACGGUUAGUAGUUCGCGCCGUAUCCGUGCAUAUAAGUUAAUAAUUCAGUAUCACUUUGCUUGUUAGAUGCCGGAGGAAAUGAAUGGCGAAAAGGGAGCUGGUUCUGUGUUUAUGUGUCGGCUGUGCAACCUCUUCUCACCCAGUCGCCCUCAGCUGCUGGCCCAUUGCUCUGAGCUGCACCCCCAGCAGGAGCCUCCAGAUGACAUCAUCAUCCCGCUGCAACCCCUCCCUGCAGAUCCUGUGGAGAAGUUGCCAGAGACGCCACUAAAGAGAAAACGAGGACGACCAAAAGGCUCAACGAAGAAGAUACGUAAAGAUCUUACAGACGAUAAGGUCAUUUCCACCUGUUCUACGGAAGAUAAUAUUGAAACAGAAGAACAGAAGGAUAAGGAUGAAGUAGAUCAACAAUAUAGCUCAGUAGAAGGCGAAAGCCGUGAUGGGACAUCGGGGCUGCAAUGUAGAAACUGUCAUCGCUCAUUCAGCAACCGACGACAGAUCCUCAAACACAUCUGCCUGAGAGAAGAGGACGAAGAGGAGGAUGAAGAGCAGAAUGGAAGCCUCUGUGGUGGAGAAGAGGGCUCUGGAAAUGUGGAUCCUGCAGAAGCUGAUCCAGACCAGAUAAAGCAAAACACAGCAAGAGAAGGAGUUGUCAGAGCAAAAGAUGUGGGCAAACACAGAGCCCCGAGAAUGAACCGAAGUUGCAUCUCCAAAGAAGGAGGUCCAUUAGUGGCAAACAAAAAGACUGUCAUCAGUGUGGUUCUGACAGAAGAUGAAACACUUCCUGGUGUCACUAAAAUGGUUCCAGUAGAGGGGAGUUCAGCAGAAAUAGAGGCUGCAGCUGUACAAGCUCAACCACAGCAGGCUGCAGUCCCCCAGAGUGAAUCCCAAGACCCUGCAAGUCAAGCCACGUCCUGUGAGGUUAGCCCUAAAACAGACGAGCAUCCAAGCGGCUCUGAACCGACCUCCACAACAACAGCAACAGCAACGAGCCAACGAGGCUUCCAGGAAUGUUCUAUCAAGCAAAAUGCCCCCAAUUUACUCCAGAGCCAGUUGAAGAUCUUUGCCUGUGAGUUCUGUAAUAAGAUCUUUAAAUUCAGACACUCGCUGGUUGCCCACCUCAGGACGCACACCCAGGAAAAACCCUUUCAGUGUCCGCACUGUGACUACGCAUCAGCCAUCAAAGCCAACCUGAACGUUCACCUGAGGAAGCACACGGGAGAGAAGUUCAGCUGUCAGCACUGUGCUUUCAACUGCCUCAGCCGCGGACACCUCAAGGUUCACAUAGAGCGAGUCCAUCUGAAGGUGAAGCAGCACUGCAGCUUCUGUGAGAAGAGGUACUCUGACGUGAAGAACUUGCUAAAACACAUGGAGAAACAACACGACCUAAAAGACCCAGCUGUUCAACAGAGCUACCAGCAACUGAGAUUAAAGACUCGCCAGGGCCUCAGGCAGCUCCUGUAUCAUUGCCCCACCUGUAACAGACGCUUCAAGAACCAGCUGGAGCGCGAGCGCCACAUGCUGGUCCACGGGCCCCAGCGUCCCUUCGCCUGCCUUCUCUGUGACCACGCCGCCACCAAGAUGGCCGCCCUCGCCGCCCACGUCAGGAAGCACCUCUUCCUGUACGUGUGCUGCGCGUGUGACGAGAAGUUCGUCAGCUCGCAGAGGCUCAGGAGCCACCUGAAGGAGUCUCACGGCGAACUGGAUCAAGAGCAGGCCUUCGCCGACUGCGUCGACAGCAGCUACUGCCUGAUAGAGCCCGGCGGAGGAGGCCUGUGGGGGGGCGAGGCGAGCGGGGACGCAGAGCAGAGGCCAGUGCAGGAGGGGGAAGGUGGGGAAGAAGGGGGAGGCGAGCAGCCGAGUGAAGAGAGGCAGCAAGAGAACGUAGAAGAGCAAACCACGUCUCAGGAGGGAUGUACAGAAGGAUUGGAAAUCGAAGUUGUCAUGCGAGGUUCUCAGUACGGAGAUGAGACAACAUCUGUGGAGACAUCACACAGUAAGACAGUAGACUCAUGCACAUCUGCAGCUGAAGGGCUUGAAGAGGAGACGUCUUCAUCUCCAGAGAACAUUCACACCCCUCUGCUGGAGGACAAGACGCACACAGACGCAGAGGACGUAAAUGCAGCCAAACACACACUCGUGCCUUCAUCAUCUGGAAACGCAAACUGCUCGUCUGAUUUGUCUUCUGGUCCUCUGGUGGAUGAUAACCAAACUCCACAGUCAGAAAAGGUGUCAGAGGUUUUCCAUCCGAGUGCGUUCCAGCAGGUGUUUUCGUCUCUCAAGAAGACUCCGCUCAACAUGGAGACUUUCCAGCGACUCAGGAAAAUCUAUGGAGACCUGGAAUGUCAAUACUGCGGUAAGCUGUUCUGGUACAAAGUCCACUAUAAUGUCCAUGUACGCACACACACCAAGGAGCACUCGCACUACUGCUCAAAGUGUAGCUACUCUUCCAUCACCAAGAGCUCUUUGAAGCGGCACCAGAUCCAGAAACACAGCGGCCAGCUGCUGCGAUGCACGAAUCCCGGCUGUAAAUACGCCACGCCUGACAAAUACAAGCUUCAAGCCCAUCAGAUGUUGCACCAGGAACAGGGGAAGAGCGCCACCUGUCCUGUCUGCCAGCACAGCUACCAAGAGCACAGACUAAAACAUCACAUUCAAAAAGCCCACCCUGACACGCUGCCUCCACAUGGUAAAGGUCUGAUGGUGCAGCGUGCAGAGAAGUGCCCCUACUGUGAGUCCUACUUCCUGAAGAACAGCAGUGAUUUCCAGCAGCACAUCUGGGCCCACCAAGGUUUGAAGCCAUACGCCUGCAGUGUGUGUGACUACACAGGCCGCAGUAGGAGUAACCUGAAGACUCACAUGAACCGACACAACACGGAGAGACGUCACCUCUGCGAUCUGUGCGGCAAAAAGUUCAAAUCCAAAGUGACGCUGAAAAGCCACCGGCUGAGCCACACAGACGAGGGAAAGCGGUUUCAGUGCUCGGAGUGCGACUUCACCUCGGUCAAUAAACCUCACCUCAUCAGACACAUGGAGCAACAUGCUGACUUCAAGCCAUUUCGUUGUGCUCACUGCCACUAUUCCUGUAACAUCGCUGGAGCUCUGAAGCGACACUACAACGUGAAACAUCCCGAUGAGAAGUAUGAGAACGCUGGACCUGGACUGCCAAACCCUGAUACUCUGCUAGAGCAAGGUGGUUUGAAGUGUCCUGAAUGUGACUUCGUUUACGGCACAAAGUGGGAGCUGAACCGUCACCUGAAGUGCAAACACAGUCUGAAAGUGGUGGAAGGCACCUGGGAGGUGGGGGAGGAAGUGGAGGCCCAGUAUGUGUCCGUGGAGGAUGAGGAGCAGCUUACAGAGGCACCUUUGGCAGUUCUGCAGGACAACGUUAACAUCCAGCAGAUCACUGAAUUCAGUUCAGAGACUCAGGACGCCGUCACCUCCAUGGUUGCCAUGGCUCCGGGCACUGUGACCGUAGUGCAACAGGUAGCUGAUGAGGAGGAGGUGGGAAACUGCGGCAACCAGCUGAUGGUGGUGAACGCUGAGGGGGCUCUUAAUAGCAACCAGGUGAUGGUGGUGGAGGAGGGACACGGCCUGGAGGCCCUGACUGUCCUCACUCAGGGAGAAAACGCGCACCACUACAUUGUCUACGUCCAGGAGCACACUGUAGAAAUCAACUAGCAACAUCAGCAUUUUGUCAUCAUGUACCAAUAAAUGAUUAAAUCAGGAUUGAUUGAAGGCUGUUGCGUCAGCAUCAGGACUUUCUUUCAUCUUAUUUUUCAAUAAAGUGCAAUACUACGA
Messenger RNA from Mugil cephalus (flathead mullet), 3903 nucleotides. Its product is annotated as zinc finger protein ZFAT-like. The record is from RefSeq and is a predicted model, not a curated record. Bases 172 to 3783 code for a protein of 1203 amino acids. Gene Ontology annotation, biological process: regulation of transcription by RNA polymerase II. Gene Ontology annotation, molecular function: RNA polymerase II cis-regulatory region sequence-specific DNA binding; DNA-binding transcription factor activity. NCBI's taxonomy places the organism in Eukaryota, Metazoa, Chordata, Actinopteri, Mugiliformes, Mugilidae. The transcript is spliced from 24 exons.